AUGGCUAUUACGGAAGCCCUUGCUUCCAUUACUUCUUCUUCGGGGAUAAAGGAAUCGAACGUUCAAAGCAGUGACCGCAACCCUAACUCUAACACUGCUUCUCCUUCUCUUUCCCCUUCUGUAACACGACUAUGGAGACCUGCUGCGCAGCGAAAUCUCAGAAACCAAUGGUCCAAGUUGCUAUCUUACAAGCAACAAUGGGUGUCUGCGUCUGCCAGUGGCAGAACUCACGCAACAUCCCUUGUUAAUGCUUGUCUUUCACAGAGAUACAUGCCUGCGAUGGAUUUGGGCGUUUUAAGCGAUAUGGCGGAUAUUCGAAAGAGAGCUUGCCAUAAAUUGGCUUUACAGCAAGAAUCUCAUGAGAGAAAACUUUUAUCUUCUUACAAAGAUAUGGUGGCCGUUGUCUCUCACAUGGUCAACACUUGUAGCUCCAUGCGAUGUUUCCUUAAAGGGCCAGCCGGUAGCCCACUUGUGCAGUUCUCUAGUUAUUCUGAGGAUACGAAUGACAGUGGUGAUGGUGGGGGGAUUCCAGUUUUCACAUUUUGGCCAAUCCCUUUUUUUGAGAACUUGGGACAGGAGCUACUUCAAAUGUUUGCAUUGGAGCUAAGUUUGAAGCGGUUUAUCUUGGUUGAGUUACUUUCCCUCAGUUGUGAGGAAGUUCCACAAGAAGGUGAUGAGUUAUGUUGGUCCAAUGAGCUUUAUCCGGGAGAAUUCAAUGAUUUAACCAUUAGUAACCUCUAUUCCAAAGAAACUUGUCAACCAAUUCUUCCAAGGUUAAAGGGUUGGGAAUCUGAAGAUCCAAGUACUGUAAGAUCUGAUCAACAGCCAAGACAAGAGAUUUUACAGGUAUACCUAACAGCAUGGCUUGCAGAGGUGAACCUAGAUUCAUACAGGGUGGAUGAAAUAUUUGCCACGGCGGGGGAAGAAAUGCAUGUAAGCUUUUCAUGAAGCAGCAAAGAAAGGAAGCUAUCAUCGAGAGCAAAUGUAAAAGGGUUGCAGAAGUUUUAGUACAACUCCCUCUCCCCCCCCCCCCCACCCAAAAA
This is a messenger RNA of Telopea speciosissima, 1043 nucleotides long. RefSeq lists its product as uncharacterized. The record is from RefSeq and is a predicted model, not a curated record. Bases 1 to 948 code for a protein of 315 amino acids. NCBI's taxonomy places the organism in Eukaryota, Viridiplantae, Streptophyta, Magnoliopsida, Proteales, Proteaceae. The transcript is spliced from 8 exons.